Molecule: messenger RNA, 1647 nt
Organism: Mercurialis annua (annual mercury)
Lineage: Eukaryota; Viridiplantae; Streptophyta; Magnoliopsida; Malpighiales; Euphorbiaceae
Product: probable flavin-containing monooxygenase 1
Exons: 5
Coding region: 2-1585 (527 amino acids)
Molecular function (GO): N,N-dimethylaniline monooxygenase activity; NADP binding; flavin adenine dinucleotide binding
Source: RefSeq, a predicted model, not a curated record
AAUGGAGUCAAAUGUUUGUAGAGAAGCAAGAAUGGAGAAACAAAUAGCCAUCAUAGGAGGAGGUAUUAGUGGACUUGCUGCAUGCAAGUACUCACUCUCAAAGGGGUUCAAACCCAUUGUUUUCGAAGCAAAAAAUGAAAUUGGAGGAGUUUGGGCUAAGACUAUUAAAACUUGUUGUCUUCAAACUCCAAAACAAGAUUACCAAUUCUCUGAUUUUCCAUGGCCAGAUUCAGUUCAAGAAUUUCCUACCCAACAACAAGUCAUGGAUUAUCUUCACUCUUAUGCCCAGCAUUUUGAUUUGCUUAAGCAUAUUAAGUUUAACACUAAAGUUGUGAGCAUUGACUAUGAAGGCUCAUCAGAAGAAGAAAUGAAGUCAUGGAGUUUGUGGGGUAGCAAUGGUGAGGCCUUUAGCUCUAAUGGGAAAUGGAAUGUACAAGUUCAACAUAACGAAACCCUUUUCACUCAGGUAUGCAAAGUGGAGUUUGUGAUAGUGUGCACAGGUUGGGCGAGUGAUGUUCCAAAAAUUCCGCAAUUUCCUCCCGAAAAAGGCCCGGAAGUAUUUGGCGGCAAGGUGAUACACUCGAUGGACUAUUACGCCAUGGAUCAUGAACGUGCUUCUAACUUCAUUAAAGGCAAGAAAGUGGCCGUCGUCGGCUUUCAAAAAUCUGCAUUAGACAUUGCAAUGGAGUGUUCUGCACAAAAUGGAUUUGAAAAUCCAUGUACAGUUUUGUAUAAGACUGCACAUUGGCACAUUUCUGAUGUCUUUCCAUGGGGAGUUCCUUUGAAAUUUCUUUACCUUAACCGAUUCUCGGAGCUUCUGGUUCAUAAGCCGGGUGAAAGUUUUCUUCUCAAUCUCCUCGCAACACUUCUUUCUCCAUUGAGAUGGGCAACUGCUAAAUUUGUUGAAAGUCACAUCAAGCACAAGCAUCAUUUGGAAAAAUACGGAAUGAUACCUAAGCAUGGUUUUUGUGCACAAAUCAGUUCAUGUUUGCUCACAAAAUUACCUCAGAAUUUUUAUGACAAAGUUGAAGAAGGCAGCAUCAUACUCACAAAGGCUCCCAAAUUUAGCUUUUGCAAACAAGGUAUUAUGAUUGACGGUCAGGAUCAACCUCUAGAAAUCGACAUAGUCAUAUUAGCCACAGGAUUUAAAGGUGAUGAAAAGCUGAGAGACAUUUUUCAGUCCAAAUUCUUUCAAGAAUGCAUAAUUGGAUCCCCUGAUUCAGCACUUCCCCUCUACAGGGAAUGUAUUAAUCCUCGGAUUCCACAACUAGCAGUAGUUGGAUUUGCAAGUCUUUCGAUCAUGUUUUCUUCAGACAUAAAAUGCAAAUGGCUAGCAGAGCUUCUUGAUGGAAAAUUCAAGAUUCCGAGCAUAAAAGAAGUCGAAAAAGAUGUGAAAGAAUGGGGUAAAUUCAAGAAAAAAUAUGCAGGACCAUAUUAUCGAAAAUCAUGUAUUGGAAGCAUUCAUAUUUGGUACAAUGAUCAACUUUGCAAAGAUAUGGGAUGGAAUCCAAAAAGAAAAAAAGGAAUUUUUGCUGAAUUAUUUGAACCUUAUGGACCUCAGGAUUAUGUUUUAGCUUCAUAUUAAUUACAAUUUGUUAUUGUUGCGUGUUAUUAAUAAAAAGCCAAUGCUGCAACAAAAUCUAUCAA